AGUCCUCCCUCCAUCCCUCUUUGUGAUGUCUCGCGUGGGGGGGAGAAAAAUGCUUUGAAUACCUGCGACACGGCAGCGAGCAUUGAUUGUCGAGAUUGACAGCGCCAGAGAGAGAGAGAGAGAGAGAGAGAGAGAGAGAGAGAGAGAGAGGGGAGAGGGAGAGAGAGAGAGAGGAGAGGGAGGGAGGGAGAGAGUUGGAAAAAGAGGGAGGGAGAUAAAGAAGAGAGCAACAAAAGCUAUACUUGUACUUUUUGGACAGCUCAAGUUCGGCGAGCGCAUGCGGGACCUUCGCUGAUUCUGAUGCUGGCGCCGCGUUGACGAAACAAACCAAAUCAGAAAGAAAGAAAGAAAGAAAGAAAGAAAGAAGACUUUUCGGGUUCCUUCAGCGCCACUUGUCUUUUUCUUACGACACGGAGAGGAAACACACUCGCCGCUUUCUCCUCGACUUACGUCGUCAAGGUCAUUUACAUGAAUUCAAAAUCAAAGUGCCAGUGAGUAGCUGGAAACUGGGGAGCGAGUCUUUCAGUUUUUAACCCCCCACGCUGACAUGGAAGGCUUUCUUCGUAGCAGCUUUUUACUGAGCAGAGUCAUGUCUUCCAAGCAAGCCACGUCUCCUUUUGCCUCUGUGGUUGACGGAGAUGAUGCCAUGAGCCAGGAGCACUUGUCUUGGGAAAAAGAGGAGACGGCUGACGCCCACUGCACACCGCAGCUGCCGCUGCACAAUCUGCUCCAUGGAAAAGCCCAUCUUGAUGAAAUGCAGCCGCUGAGCAGCGUACCCCCAGAGAGCGACUGGGACAGCUUGGUGUCUGCCCAACAACGCAUGGAAUCUGACAGCAAUAAAGUAUGUUCCCUGUACUCCUUCCGCAACAAUUCCACUUCCCCGCACAAGCCUGAGGAGGGGGCCCGGGAGCGAGGCGACCUGCUGAGCGCGUCGGCGUUCGGAACUCCGGAGCGCCGCAAAGGAAGCCUGGCAGACGUCGUGGACACACUCAAGCAGAAGAAGUUGGAGGAGAUGACAAAGACAGAACAAGACGAUUCAUCCUGCAUGGAGAAACUACUUUCUAAAGACUGGAAAGAGAAGAUGGAGCGGCUCAACACGAGCGAUCUUCUAGCUGAUGUAAAAGGUACUCCCGAGAGCCUGGCAGAGAAGGAACACCAGCUCUCCACAAUGAUCGGCCAGCUGAUCAGCCUCCGAGAGCAGCUCCUGGCCGCCCACGACGAACAGAAGAAGCUGGCCGCCUCACAAAUGGAGAAGCAGAGGCAGCAAAUGGAGUUGGCUCGUCAGCAGCAGGAGCAGAUUGCCAGACAACAGCAGCAGCUUCUGCAGCAGCAGCAUAAGAUCAACCUCCUACAGCAGCAGAUCCAGCAGGUCCAGGGUCACAUGCCUCCGCUCAUGAUCCCCAUUUUUCCACACGACCAACGCACUCUGGCAGCAGCCGCCGCCGCCCAGCAAGGCUUUCUCUUCCCUCCGGGAAUGUCUUAUAAGCCAGGUGAUAACUACCCCGUGCAGUUCAUUCCCUCCACAAUGGCAGCUGCGGCAGCGUCAGGACUCAGCCCCCUCCAGCUGCAGCAACUGUACGCCGCCCAACUUGCCAGCAUGCAGGUCUCUCCUGGAGCCAAGAUGCCUCCGCUCCCGCAGCCCCUCAAUGCCAGUGGGCCCAUUUCCCCCUCCUCUCUGAAGAAUGACAAGAGUUCCUCCAGCCCUAUCACUCAAGUCAAGGAGGAAGGAACACAGCCGCUCAACCUUUCGGCUCGGCCAAAGACAACAGACAUGGUCAAGUCCCCGACUUCCCCGACGCAAAACCUGUUCCCCGGCUGCAAAGGCAACCCAAACAGCUUCGCUAACAAGGGCGGUAUCCCCAGUCCGCUUGGAGGUGGCCUGGGCCGGGGCUCCUCGUUUGACAUCCUAUCCAGCCUCAACUCUACGGCGCUGUUCGGGGACCAGGACACGGUGAUGAAGGCCAUCCAGGAGGCCCGAAAAAUGAGGGAGCAGAUCCAGAGGGAGCAGCUGCAACACCAUCAGCAGGGCAUGGAGGCGAAGCUGUCCGCCCUCACCUCGGUCGGCCUCAACAACUGCAGAGUUGACAAGGAAAGGGCCCAUUUUGAAGGAAUCGGGCACCACCUCGGCAAGUUGGCUGAAGACGGAAAGCUCGGCCACAGAGUCAUUGAUCUCACCAGGCCGGAGGACCUUGAUGGAGGCGCCGGAUCAGCCGAGGCGAGAGUCUUCAGGGAGGCGAGGGGGAGGAACAGCAACGAGCCGCAUAUUAAGAGGCCGAUGAAUGCGUUCAUGGUGUGGGCCAAAGAUGAGCGGCGCAAGAUCCUCCAGGCCUUCCCGGACAUGCACAACUCCAAUAUAAGCAAGAUUCUGGGUUCCCGGUGGAAGUCCAUGUCCAACCAGGACAAGCAGCCGUAUUAUGAAGAACAGGCGCGUCUGAGUAAGCUCCACUUAGAGAAGUACCCCAACUACAAGUACAAGCCCCGGCCUAAGAGGACUUGCAUCAUCGACGGCAAGAAGCUGCGCAUCGGAGAAUACAAGCAGAUGAUGCGCUCGCGGCGACAAGAGAUGAGGCAGUUCUUCACUGUCGGGCAACCACCCCAGAUUCCCAUCACCACAAGCGCCAGUAUGGUUUACCCCGGGGCCCUCGCUAUGGCAACGACGACGCCCUCGCCCCAAAUGACGUCGGAGUGCUCGAGCGCCUCGGCGAGUCCUGAGCCGACCAUCCCCGUCAUUCAGAGCACCUUCAACAUGAAGCUGGAGGCCAACAACGUCGCCAAAAACAGAGAGCAGGUCAACGGCGAGGACGACAUGGACAUAUACGAAGACUUUGAGGACGAGCCCAAAUCAGACUACAGUAGUGAAAAUGACACACAAGAGCCGGUCAACGCCAACUAAUGGACGUCCAGCGGGAAAUGUUAAGACGGCACCACCGAGGUUUGAAAGUGUUCACAAGGAGGACAAAAACAUGAUGCAAGCCAGCAUGUGGCUUCAGUAAAUCAAAAGAAAAAAAAAAAGCUAUUUGGUCUUAAGCGUUUCUUCGUGUGUGUGUGUGUGUGUGUGUGUGUGUGUGUAGCUACUAUACGUUUGUCUUGUUUUUUUCAAAUGUCCUUUUUCUCAUGUCAUUGUGAUCAUGGACGUCGCAAACAAAAUGGCUGUGACCUAGAACAUACAGAACUUGAAAUCAAACAUUUGCUUAUUACGGUUUAUUGACCUUGUUUCUGAACCAUUUCGGGACAUGACAUAAGUGUCUCACUCAGGUAUUGUGUGCCAGCCAACAGCUUGCGAAUGUGUCUGAGCAUCAUGGCGACAUCACCAGAACAAAAGGUCACAUGAUUCCAUCACACAUCGGUAUCAGUACGAUUUAUGCUCUUAAACCCCCGAGGUAGUGCGUCAGUCCCAAACAAGUAACUUCUAUUAAGAGAGAGGAUAAAUCAGUGACAAUUAAUCCAGAUUCAUUAUCUACACAAAUACGAGUCGGGAAGGUCAGAAGAGCUUUCCCGUAAUCACGAAACAAAGAUUAGCCCAAUCCACUCGGGGGGGGGGGGG
Phycodurus eques (leafy seadragon) is the source of this 3544-nucleotide messenger RNA. It is a transcript of the gene sox6, whose product is annotated as SRY-box transcription factor 6. The transcript is spliced from 17 exons. NCBI's taxonomy places the organism in Eukaryota, Metazoa, Chordata, Actinopteri, Syngnathiformes, Syngnathidae. The coding region runs from base 548 to 2893 and encodes 781 amino acids. Gene Ontology annotation, molecular function: RNA polymerase II cis-regulatory region sequence-specific DNA binding; DNA-binding transcription factor activity, RNA polymerase II-specific. Gene Ontology annotation, biological process: regulation of transcription by RNA polymerase II; cell fate commitment; positive regulation of chondrocyte differentiation. The record is from RefSeq and is a predicted model, not a curated record. Gene Ontology annotation, cellular component: nucleus.